Messenger RNA from Momordica charantia (bitter melon), 2495 nucleotides. Its product is annotated as flowering time control protein FCA. Gene Ontology annotation, molecular function: RNA polymerase binding; RNA binding; transcription coregulator activity. The record is from RefSeq and is a predicted model, not a curated record. Gene Ontology annotation, cellular component: nucleus. Lineage: Eukaryota; Viridiplantae; Streptophyta; Magnoliopsida; Cucurbitales; Cucurbitaceae.
AUGCGGAGUGAAGAAGCUGAUGAAUACCUUGUGGCCGGAGUGAAGAAGCUGGCGGAGGCGGCUGCCGCCGAAGAGGGAGCUUUAUCAAUUAUUACACCGGUGACAAAAAGACGGAUAGGGGUAAAUUCAGAUCAUCAUGUGCGGAAACCCGUACCGAAGUUUCCGUGGUCAUCUCUCUUUCCCCCGCUUCUCCGUUCUCGUUGUUCGUCCUCAAUCGCCUGCUCCAACGCCGGCCGAGUAAAUUUUCCUUCUGUGAUUCCAAUUUCUGCGAAACUGGAGAGGCACCGCCCUUCUUCCUCUGCACCGUGGCCCUCCGAUGACCACCGGCCCAAUUUCAACCACCAAUUUGAUCCCUAUGUUCAAUUCCCCAAUCACCAUCCCGGCCCCCCCUUUUGCCAACCUAAUUAUCCGCCCCAGUACCCGCACCGGCCACCGCCGCCGCCGCCGCACCAGCACCCGCCGCCAUACCAGAACCAGCACCAGCACCAGCACCCGCCGCCGCAGCCGCACCAUCACCAGCCUCAGCAGAAUAACUGGAACCAGCCGGAGUUCCACAAUCAUCAGCCGGAGUAUCGUCACCAGCCACACUUCAACGGGGAGGCGAAUGAGGGGUUCGGAAACGGCGGUUUAAGGCCGAAUUGUGGCAAUCAAAAUGCUAAUUUGGGGCGCAAAAGGCCGAGAAACUAUUCCAACAGAACAGUUCCCUCAGAUCAUGCCGAGGCUGUCAAAUUGUAUGUUGCACAAGUUCCCCGGACAGGAACCGAAGAAGCUAUCCGUCCCCUGUUUGAAGUACAUGGAGAUAUUGUCGAAAUUGUAAUAUUAAGGGAUAAGAUAACUGGCCAACAGCAAGGUAGUUGUUUUGUGAAGUAUGCAACCUCUAUUGAAGCAGACAGGGCUAUCGGAGCUUUGGACAAUCAGUUUACUUUUCCUGGAGAAAUGGCUCCUAUCAAUGUGAAAUAUGCUGAUGGUGAGAGGGAGCGCCUAGGAGUACUUGAAAAAUUGUAUGUUGGUAGCUUGAAUAAAAAUACAACAAAAAGGGAAAUUGAGGAGGUAUUCUCGCCUUAUGGUUUUGUUGAGGAUAUUUAUAUCAUGCGUGAUGAGCUGAAGCAAAGCCGUGGAUGUGCCUUUGUUAAGUACGCUCGUAGAGAGAUGGCAAUGGCAGCAAUCAAAGCAUUGAAUGGAAAUUAUACGAUUAGAGGUUGUGAUCAGCCACUUAUUGUUCGUCUUGCAGACCCUAAGAAAUCCAGGGUUGGUGAACAAAGAAGCAACAGCAUGUCAGGCAGCCCAAAUUUUGGUCAUCAUCCUCAACCUUUUAGACCCGAGCCCCCUCUUGGUGCCCCUGCUGGAGGAUGUUUUCCCAAUAAUUUAUAUCCCCCACAACAAAAUUCUGCAAGUUUAGGACCAGCAAAAAAUGCUUCCCAAGUGGCAUCCAAUGCCCCUUUGGCUCCUAAUACCAUACAGAAAGCACACCCUCCAAUACAAGAACCUUCAUCAUCUUUUGCUCAUAUACCAUCACAACCAAUGAGAACAACACAACAAGUUUGUCAGCCUCCUACACAGCCUGAUUUUUCUAAGAUGCAGAAUCAGGUGUAUUGUCAACAACAGCCCCGGAAAGACUCGUAUCAGCAACAGAAUUCACAGGUUAAUGAGAAUACGCCUCCUACAGCACAUGGUCUUCAGACCUUUAGUGGUGUUCCUAACUCACCUUUGGUGCGUCCAUGUUCUCGGGUAGAAGUUUCCUUGGAGUGCGAUUGGAGUGAACACACCUGCCCUGACGGUUUCAAAUACUACUAUAACUGUGUCACCUGUGAAAGUUCGUGGGAGAAGCCAGAAGAGUUUGCCUUGUUUGAGCAACAAUUAAAGCAGGAAAAGCUUCAAAAACAAAACCAUCAGCUUCAUUCUUCAUUACCAAUCUCUUCUCCAGAAGUUCUGCCUCAUCCAAAUGUCUUCAGUCAAAAACUUGAAGUCCAAUCCUCCUCUGCUGUACGAGAAUUGGAUUGUAUGCGACUUCAAUCAAAAGCAAGUCCCGUUGUUAGUCCAGCCUGUGUUUAGCAAUGUUGUUUUAAGUUAUUAGGAAGGUUAUUUAAGGUAAUUUUGAAGUUUAUCCUGUUAACAACUAACGUCGAAGUGAAUUAGGGUCGAAGUGAAUUAGGAUGGUAGCAAAGAGACCUGCAACUAAAGAUGAUUUUGAAAAUGCUGGUGUAAAGCUCUGAUGUGCCAUAUAGUCAGUCUACUAGCCAUUUAAAUGGUCCUCAAAACUCUUGGUGUAGUAUAUAUGAAAGGAUAGGCUAAAGCUAGCUUGUGAUUCAUGGAAUUGCUGCUUCUGGAAGGUAAUUAAUAUGUUAUUUAAUACUUAGAAACUGUAGUUAUAACUCUUUUUUUUUUAUCCAUUAUAGGUUCCUUAUUACUUUAUUAUUUCCCCGUGUUAUGUUUAUUUUGUGACUGAUUUUGAAUAUGUUGGAAAUUAUACUGAAAUAACAAUAGGGUUCUCAUUA